Messenger RNA from Agrilus planipennis (emerald ash borer), 986 nucleotides. It is a transcript of the gene HemK2, whose product is annotated as hemK methyltransferase family member 2. Gene Ontology annotation, cellular component: eRF1 methyltransferase complex. Bases 23 to 646 code for a protein of 207 amino acids. Gene Ontology annotation, molecular function: S-adenosylmethionine-dependent methyltransferase activity; nucleic acid binding; protein methyltransferase activity. The record is from RefSeq and is a predicted model, not a curated record. Lineage: Eukaryota; Metazoa; Arthropoda; Insecta; Coleoptera; Buprestidae. Gene Ontology annotation, biological process: methylation. The transcript has a single exon.
UAUAAGAAUAUUGUGAAUAAAAAUGGACUUAAAAACACCAUUAUUUGAUUUAUCAAAAUUUAAAAAUGUAUAUGAGCCAAGUGAAGACACUUUUUUAUUUUUGGAUACAUUAGAACAAGAAUUACAGUUAAUUUUGAGUAUUAAACCUGACUUUGUUGUUGAAGUUGGAUCAGGAAGUGGGGUUGUUAUUACAGCUCUUGCAAAUGCUUGCAAAAAUAUUUCGUUUUGCUUAGCCACAGAUAUUAAUUCAGAAGCUAACAGUGCAACAGCUUUUACUGCUAAACUGAAUAAUGUUACUAUAGAAAGUAUUAACAUGAAAUAUUUGUCUAAUUUUAAACCAAAUAUUUUUGAUGUGGUUCUUUUUAACCCUCCUUAUGUUGUUACCGAAUCCAAUGAAAUAAAAGGAACUGGUUUGAAUAGGUCUUGGGCAGGAGGCAAGAAUGGUAGGGAAGUCAUAGAUGAAUUUUUAAAGUUAUUGCCAAAUAUUUUAAGUUACAAGGGUGUUUGCUAUAUGGUUGUCAUUAAGGAGAAUAAAUUGGAAGAUAUUCAUAAUGUUGUUGUUGAUUUGGGUCUUUCUUGUUAUAUUGUUAAAGAGAGAAAGGUACCAGGUGAACAUUUGUUUGUUUUAAAAAUGUAUAGAAAGUAAUUCUUUAAUUUCACUUAUUUUAAUUGUUAAUGGUCUUGUAUCAAUUAAAUUUAGCAAUACUGAGUAAUCAUUUUUAUUGUAAACUAAUUUGUACAUUAUGCUUCAGUUACAAUGAUUAUUAAGUUACAUUCUUAAAUUAUUAAUUGUAUUAUAUAUCAUAUUUACUUGUUUGCAUUUAUUGAAUAUUAUUUUUACGUUUUCUUAAGGGUUGCAAUAAAUUAAUUUGUAUGAAAUGUUUAUUAAAUUGAAACAGAUACAUUAAGUAAUAAAAUUUACAAAUAUACAUUUUACAGAUAUCCAUUAACUUGUUUUUGUCUGAAAAUAAUUAUAUUUUCUAAUA